AUAUUUAAAAAAACUAAUAAUAGUUAUAAAUCUUAAUGUAACGAAGUGUUUUACCUUGAGAAGUUAGUACGACAUAAUCUUAUCGAAUAGCUUACUUUUUUGCUUUGAUUAUUUUGUGAUCAUAUCUGAAGCGGGUACAUUUUUCUUCGAGAUAUUAUUUGCAUAGCUUACAUAGAAUUUUAAGAACAAGUUCGGUUCUGCCAAAUGUUAUUAUAUAUAUAAACAUUAUUUUGGAAAAGACAUGUAUUCAGAACAUUAUAAGAUAUAAUGCAUGUUAAUAUCAAAUUUUAGCCAUGGGCAUGUGAAGAAAUAUAGCGUAACACAGAUCAUAUCACAAAGGACAAAUAUGCUGUUCUAAUCAUAAGGAUAUUCGUGAUCACGCUGUACUUGAAAAUACAACACCACGAAGAGUUUAUGAAAUGAAAACCGGUGUAUUAGAGGAAGCAUUUAAACCGCCCGGUUCUCUGAACAUCGUGCCUUAUGGGUAGCAUUCCCUGCUGCGUUCCAAUAUUAUGCUCGAACAAGCCUUUAAAUAUUAUUAACGAUUGCUUUCAAGUAUUUGCGUAUAAAUUAUGUAAUAAAAUAGUAACUGAUAAGAAAUGUAUAAAUGCAAUGAAAUAUUGAUCUAGAACUUGAUAUUUUAUAAAUGUAAACAAACUUUCUCAAGACUUUAGUGUUCCUCGUGAAGUGUGGGGAGGAAAGGCAAAUAAUGGCGAGAGGAAGAGGAUAUUACACGAAUUAAUGCAUUUUAUACAUCAGAAGGCAACCUUUCAUCCACAAGGCUAAUGGGUGAGCCAGUGGUGAACCCGGGUCAUUCUUCACAGCUGUGGGACCAAGAAGCUAAAAGUGUUGGCCAGACAUCAUCCAAUCAAUCUGUUACUGCCGUUGGCCACCACCAUCACCACCACACUAGUGCGGCCCACUCCCCUAGUUCCUUCACCACAGUCCCACACCUCUGCCAUAACCAGGUUGAGGUUGGGUGCAGCAGAGAGACUGGAACACAGCAGUGUAAUUCUGAGGCAGUGAAGUUAGAUCGUGGAGACUCACGCAAUACUGAGGGGGCUUUCUUCCCCAGCCUCCCUCCUCAACACCCACAGGCUAUGGAUGACGUUUCUCCUCCAUCCGGCAGUGGAGCUUAUUACAAUGGUCCACAGCCCUACGUACCAGGGGAUGGAUAUUACGAAAUACUAGGUGGUUUGGGAGGUGCCACUCCUCCCCAGUAUGCCACAGCUGGAACUGGUUCAGCAUUACCUGCAGGCCCACCCACUCCAUCCAAAGUUGAGACAAAUGCUUAUGUUGACACCACUCACACGCCUUUGACCUAUGGGGAAGCACCACCUGCCAUGGACUUCAGUAGCAAUCCUGCAGGCCUGAACUUUAGUGGUGCAACAGCAGGAACCUAUGGCACUGCCUCUGAUUAUUCUGACAGCCAGGAUUAUUCUCAAGCUGCAGCCAAUCCCCUUAGUCUACUUAGUGAUGUAGCAUUAGGAGGAGAUGCAAGCAGUAGCAGUGGCAGCCAUAGUGGAAGCCUUGGAACAGGGAGCAGCAGCAGCAGUAGCAGCAGCAGUAGCAGCAGUAGUAGUAGCAGCAGUUCAAGCUCUGGUUCUUCCUCGGGAGGGAAUAGUAGCUGUGAGGGUGGAGAUGGUGAAGUUCGAAGAAAGCGUGUCCAUAGUGCUGGUGCCGAAGGGAGUCGGGGAAAGACACAAAGAGGCAGGAUGGAGCCACGACGAGGUGGUUGGGUCAGUGCUCAUGCACUCCAGCAUGAUGAUGAUAGUGAGGAUGAAGAUGGAGAAAUGUCCUCUAGUGGUGCCAGGGGAGGCCGGCAUAACAAGAUAGAUGAUGGACCAAGUGCACCAGAUUUACAACUAGAUUGGGUUUCAUCCUCUGAUUCUGAUUCAGACACUGAUUCAUGUAUAGAGGUAGUGAGUGUACAACGUGGGGCUAGAGGCAGUCGUGCAGUAGAUGUGGUGGAUCUGACAAAUGAAAGUGAUGAUGAGGUUUUGGUUGCUAGUGCAGGCCCAACUCUUCCAUCAAGUGCAGCCUCUCAUCAGGCCCCCACUUCCUCUUGUGCUGUGGCUUCUUCUAGUGGUUAUGGAAUGUCACCCAUUGUAGGACGAUUACCAGUAAGCACCAAUGCAGCCAGCACAGGAACAACAAGUGGACCUGGAGUGUGUAGAGGCCACCAUAAUGCAGAUGCAAGUCAAGCUACCAACACCUGUUCUUGUGCUCGUGGACCAACAUUAGGGUCUAUAGGACUUAGUGCCAGCGGUGCAGCAAGUUUUACAGUAGACCACCAUGGCAGCUGCUAUGGGGCCUGUGUAUAUCCUCAUCACUCUCCCCACCACCACCAUCACCACCACCACCACAGUCUGCCUCCUGGUCAAAGUCACCACCAUCACCACCACCACUAUUAUCCUCCAGACUCUCCAAUGUAUUAUUCUGCUCUACCAGCCCAUCCCUUGUUCCCACCCUAUCCACCAACCAGUUUAGCUUCAACAGCUAAUUACCCAACACACCCCUCUCUAUCAAGAUUAAAUCCAAUGCAUCAGAGGAUAUGGCACAGUCAACAGCGAUAUCAAGAAAUGCAGCGACGUCGCAUGGACCCACGUUUAAGAGAUACCCUUGUCCAACCAGGAGGCUUAUUACCUGAGAUGGUCCAGCAUACUCAUGCAGGGGCCACGGCCACCACACUAGCACCCCAUAGCACAGCUCACCAAGCCACCUCCUCCCAGCCAUCAACUACCUCGGCCAGUAGUGAGCAACAGGCACCUCCCCAAACAAGUUCCCCCUCUGUUCCUCAGCCCAUGGAAAUCCAGGCAGCGCCAAAUGCUGGCCACAAUCCUACCCACAUCCCACCACCUCAUCUCCACCAUCACCCUGGAUUGGAUGUGCUUAUGCACAGUGCACAAACACAUGGAGAGGGUGGCGGAUUACUGAACCACAUAUAUGGAGGUACAGUGCCUCCAGCCCACAUGUCUAUGCCAGCAGCAGCAGCAGCAGCAGCAGCUGCAGCUGCAUCCUAGGCAUUUGGCAGAGCAGAGUUGUGGUAUACUUUGUAAUAGAUUACAUUGUAAUUUAUAGAUUUAAUCUUAUCCUCCUAUUAUUGUAUCAUAUAAAUAUAUAUAUAUAUAUUUACCAAUAUAUAUAUUACAAACAGUGAGUCUCACUGUCUGAACCAACAACAUAUCUUCCAGUUUGUUGCACUCC
Penaeus monodon (black tiger shrimp) is the source of this 3207-nucleotide messenger RNA. RefSeq names its product E3 ubiquitin-protein ligase arkadia-A-like. Gene Ontology annotation, molecular function: ubiquitin protein ligase activity. The record is from RefSeq and is a predicted model, not a curated record. Lineage: Eukaryota; Metazoa; Arthropoda; Malacostraca; Decapoda; Penaeidae.